Messenger RNA from Emericellopsis cladophorae, 711 nucleotides. RefSeq names its product Exosome complex component-like protein. The record is from RefSeq and is a predicted model, not a curated record. Gene Ontology annotation, biological process: nuclear polyadenylation-dependent rRNA catabolic process; CUT catabolic process; TRAMP-dependent tRNA surveillance pathway. Lineage: Eukaryota; Fungi; Ascomycota; Sordariomycetes; Hypocreales; Bionectriaceae. Gene Ontology annotation, molecular function: RNA binding. The coding region runs from base 1 to 711 and encodes 236 amino acids. Gene Ontology annotation, cellular component: cytoplasmic exosome (RNase complex); nuclear exosome (RNase complex). The transcript is spliced from 2 exons.
AUGUUCGUCCUGCCAGGCGACAUCAUAGACCCAAGCUUUGUCCCCUCACAUCCCAAGAAAGCGCUGCGCCUGGGACCAGGCCUACAGCAUGCACCGCCAAACGACAUAAUCCCAACGCUUGCCGGUCGACUCGUCACAGACCACCAGAAGAAUGCCAUUCGGAUAGAGACAGCAACGGGACGGUACGUACCCCGGGUCGCUGAGCUUGUCAUUGGCACAGUCCAGCGCUCAGCUGCCGAAUCCUUCUUCGUCACCUUGUCAGACUACACCGCACCCGCCCUCCUCCCUCACCUCUCGUUCGAAUCCGCCACCAAAAAGACCCGUCCCCAGCUCGCCCCAGGCAGCCUGGUCUACGCCCGCGUCACCAUGGCCAACAAGCACAUGGACGCUGAGCUGGAGUGCGUACAUCCCUCCACGGGCAAAAGCGAGGGGUUGGGACCCUUGACGGGCGGCAUGGUCUACGACAUAUCGCUGGGGUUUGCGCGGAGGCUUAUGAUGCCCAAGGGUGGCAUUGUCGUGCUCGACGAGAUGGAGAGCGUCGGCUUGCAGUUCGAGACGGCGACAGGGCGCAACGGGAAGUUCUGGGUGAACAGCGAGAACACCAAGACCGUCAUUGCCGUGGGGAGGGCCAUCACAGAAUCGGAUACCCAGAGUUUAGGCGCGGAAGGACAACGGAAGCUGGUCCGCAAGAUACUCAAGGAAAUGAGCUAA